Messenger RNA from Glarea lozoyensis ATCC 20868, 1758 nucleotides. RefSeq names its product Heme-dependent catalase-like protein. Lineage: Eukaryota; Fungi; Ascomycota; Leotiomycetes; Helotiales; Helotiaceae. Gene Ontology annotation, molecular function: heme binding; catalase activity. The coding region runs from base 1 to 1758 and encodes 585 amino acids. The transcript has 5 exons. Gene Ontology annotation, cellular component: mitochondrion; peroxisome; cytoplasm. Gene Ontology annotation, biological process: response to hydrogen peroxide; hydrogen peroxide catabolic process. The record is from RefSeq and is a predicted model, not a curated record.
AUGGCUGACAUUCACCCACUCCAAGCUAUCCAGCAAACCAUUGGCGCCGCUGGUGGUGACCCUCGGCCAAUGCAGCGUGCAUCACUCUUCCAGAAUGCUAAUGACGGUCCUGCCAAAAUUAUUGCAAAGGUUUCUGGAGUGCAGAGUGGUGGAAUUCGCGAAGAUGAUGGCCCAUACUUCACAAACAAUGAGGGUAUUCCGUUCCCGGAUCCAGCUCACAGCAAAACUGUUGGUGGUCUGCCACUAGUUAGCGACACAUUUUUGCUCCAGAAGCAACAGCACUUCAACAGGAGUAAAAACCUGGAAAGAAUGGUGCACCCUUGUGGUAGUGGUGCUUUUGGUUACUUUGAGACGACUGCAGAUGUAUCAGAUUUGACCAAGGCCAAUUUUCUCAGCGGCAAAGGUGUGAAGACACCAGUUUUCAUGCGAUUUUCUACUGUUACACUUGGACGCGAAUUUCCAGAUCUAGCCCGUAACCCACGUGGAUUUGCCAUCAAAUUCUACACGGGCGAGGGUAAUUAUGAUAUCGUUGGACUUAACUUCCCCGUUUUCUUCUGCAGAGAUCCAAUUCAAGGUCCAGAUGUCAUCCGCUCACAAUCCCGGAACCCAAAGAACUUCUUACUUGAUUACAACUCGCUCUUUGAUCUGCUUGCUCUAACUCCUGAGGCCAAUCAUGCAGGCAUGAUGUUCUUCAGUGAUCACGGGACCCCUAAAGGAUGGCGCAACAACCACGGAUAUGGUUGCCACACCUUCAAGUGGGUCAACAAAGAGGGAAAGUUUGUUUACAUCAAGUAUCAUUUCCUUGCCAAACACGGCCAACACCAGUUCACAGCCGACGAGGCUAUCAAACUUAGUGGUCAAGACCCGGAUUACUCCAAGCGUGAGCUAUGGGAUGGUUUGGAGAAGGGAGAAGAGGUUGAGUGGACAGCUAGCGUGCAAAUCAUGCAACCUCACGAGGCAGACCCAAACACUCUAGGAUUUGAUCCAUUUGAUGUUACCAAAGUCUGGCCAAGAUCCCAGUUCCCAAUGCACGAAUUUGGAAGACUCGUUCUGAACAAGAACCCCGAGAACUUCCACCGUGACGUUGAGCAAGCUGCAUUCUCACCCGGAAGUAUGGUACCAGGAAUUGAGGACAGUCCCGACCCAUUGCUGCAAUUCCGUAUGUUCUUCUACCGAGAUGCUCAAUACCACCGUAUUGGUGUCAAUCUCCACCAAGUCCCCGUAAACUGCCCUUUUAUGUCUGGAUCUCUAAGUUCGCUUAACUUUGACGGAGCAACUCGCAACGAUGCAAAUCACGGAGGCAAUCCACAAUACGCGCCCAACUCUUUCAAGCACAAGUUCCGUCCAGACACUGCUGAGGCGCCAUAUAUGGUUUCCGACAACAUUGUGUCUCGUAAGAGUCAUUACCACCACGAGGGCAAGCUUUCCGACUACGAUCAAGCGAGAGAUCUGUACCAGAAAGUCAUGUCAGAGCAGCAAAGAACGAACUUACAUUACAACACUUCUAACAUGCUUCGAUUCGUCGAUACCAAUGUCAUCAAGAUCGGAUACCUCGCUCAGCUCUGGAACAUCGAUCCAUCAUACUCCCAGGCGGUUUAUGAUGGACUUCCAGAAGCAGCAAGGGAUUUCCAGUUCGUGGAAGUCCAGAACAAGGCCAAGGGAGCCGAGCUUGCAGGGAAGGAGGCAAAGUUCCGGCCAAGCCAGGCUUCAGAGAGGCUCGUUGGUUUCAAUCCGGACAUGCCCAUUUACAACGUUUGA